Volvox carteri f. nagariensis is the source of this 522-nucleotide messenger RNA. RefSeq lists its product as uncharacterized. NCBI's taxonomy places the organism in Eukaryota, Viridiplantae, Chlorophyta, Chlorophyceae, Chlamydomonadales, Volvocaceae. Bases 1 to 522 code for a protein of 173 amino acids. The record is from RefSeq and is a predicted model, not a curated record. The transcript has a single exon.
AUGCGCCAUGGAGAAGACACUUCGCGGCAUCGUGGUAAUGAGCAGAAAGCACCUCCUUCCCUGCCUCCUUCCCUGCCUCCUUCCCUGCCUCCUUCCCUGCCUCCUUCCCUGCCUCCUUCCCUGCCUCCUUCCCUGCCUCCUUCCCUGCCUCCUUCCCUGCCUCCUUCCCUGCCUCCUUCCCUGCCUCCUUCCCUGCCUCCUUCCCUGCCUCCUUCCCUGCCUCCUUCCCUGCCUCCUUCCCUGCCUCCUUCCCUGCCUCCUUUCCUGCCUCCUUCCCUGCCUCCUUCCCUGCCUCCUUCCCUGCCUCCUUCCCUGCCUCCUUCCCUGCCUCCUUCCCUGCCUCCUUCCCUGCCUCCUUCCCUGCCUCCUUCCCUGCCUCCUUUCCUGCCUCCUUCCCUGCCUCCUUCCCUGCCUCCUUCCCUGCCUCCUUCCCUGCCUCCUUCCCUGCCUCCUUCCCUGCCUCCUUCCCUGCCUCCUUCCCCGCCUCCUUCCCUGCCUCCUUCCCUGCCUGCCUGUCCAUGA